AUGAUUUAAGAAUUAAGAUUUAAUUACCCAAUAAUUUAAAUAAUUGAAAUGAAGGCAAUGUGUCCAUUACUGAGACGUGAUAGUUUUAAUGAAGAAGAGCAGCUAUAUUAACACAGUGAGUGUGAUUAAGUUGAAUUUUAGCUAACCGAUCACUGGUGUUAAGCUGAGGCUGACACCGAUCCUAAUAUAUUAGCAAACAAAAGUCCCUCUAUAAAAAAGAAAAAACAAGGCCGAUACAAGAAUGUGCCCUAUACCUUUGGUAGACAUUUUAGAAAUUGGAUUGAAAGCGAAGUAGGAUCCAUACAAUGUCCAGUGGUUUAAAAAUUCAUCUCUAAACGUAAAUCAAAUCCUAGGUAUCAUGACAGUUUCAAGGAUUUUAAUGAUCUCUUCCAACACUCAGGUAUGGGUAGAUAACUAGGUUAACUUUUCUUUGGAUAGAAGAAAUGGAUUUAAUAUCUCUUAAAUAAUGAAAGAGUUGAUGGUUUUUAAAUCUAUUUAGAAGUAGAAAGAUCAUACUAUGAAGCUGCUACAAAUGGAACUAAAAUCACUGAACAAAAGGUGAGAAAUAUUUGA
This is a messenger RNA of Paramecium primaurelia, 573 nucleotides long. The record is from the annotation of a GenBank genome assembly. Lineage: Eukaryota; Ciliophora; Oligohymenophorea; Peniculida; Parameciidae.